Echinops telfairi (small Madagascar hedgehog) is the source of this 2374-nucleotide messenger RNA. It is a transcript of the gene CUNH5orf34, whose product is annotated as chromosome unknown C5orf34 homolog. Bases 248 to 2152 code for a protein of 634 amino acids. Lineage: Eukaryota; Metazoa; Chordata; Mammalia; Afrosoricida; Tenrecidae. The transcript is spliced from 13 exons. The record is from RefSeq and is a predicted model, not a curated record.
CUGUGGGCUUCUGAGCUGGCGCUUCCUCUGCUGUCCCGUUGUUCGUUCCUGGCGGACACCUUGCCUCAUUCUCCCGUUCUCCCGCCUGCGACCGUUCUCGCUAGUUGAUGACUACGCUGGCGAAGCAGUGGUGGGCAGGGGCCGUGAAACACCGGUGCCGUUGAUUAACCUCAUUUCCACAACUUUGCAGCCCAGAAAGAAUUGCUCUCGGUCAAUCUUUGGUCUCUUCUGAUCAAGAGUCAAAGGAAUGGCAGCUGAAAUUCGAAUGGCACUUUAUGAAGACGAUUCCGUGCAAGUCCAGUAUGUUGAUGGCUCCACAUUGCAGCUUUCUCCCUGUGGCUCUGAAUUUCUAUUCGAAAAGGCACCACCUCCCUCAGCUCAUCCAUUAGAACAACCGGAACGAAUUCGUCAAAGAACACAGUUUGUUAUCAGCACCUACCGAGAGCAACUACAACGAGCCUUAGAUUUUAGAAAUUCUUUUGCAGCUUACCCUUUUUUAUCUGAAAGCAUCAUACCUUCUGAAAGAAAAAAGCGACUCUUCAUUGAUGUCCCAGAAGUGAGGUGGCCCAGUCUGGGUAGCAAGGAGGCCGUGAUGUAUCUGGAGGGGGGCUCGGUGACAGUGUCCUCGCUGGAUGGCCAUGCGUACCUUUGCCUGCCCGAAGCCCAGCAGGAGUUUACAGUCUAUUUUUUAUGUAACAUUAGCCAGAAGCCAGAUUCAUCUGUGGUAUGGUCAGAACACAGUCAAGCCAAAAGGGGCCAACUAGUUGAAAAAACCAACCAAAACUGUACUUUUACAAGCUUAUCGGGACAGAACCUAAUGAAUAAAGAAAGGUGCCAUAUCAUGAAAUCGAAAGGACCUUUAGAGAAGAGCUGUGGAAGCGAAACUGAAGGGAGGGAGGAGCUGCCCUUGCCUGGCACGGAGCACACGUGUACACACACGUGGGUACAGCAGCGUUGGUCCAUGGCCUCCUAUCCAAAGGAAUGGAAAUACCCUUUGUCUUUAGCACUUAAGUUCCGUAAUCAAACCAGUGAAAUGCCUAAAAGUGAUGCAGAUGCCGCCCAGGAUAGAGUUUUAACCGCUGGUGUUUCCGAGGAAAAAGGAGAAGCUGUUUCUGUUCUUCCCAGAGCCCUGCCACUCAGCUGUCCUGUCCCCCACCUGCACAGGUGGAAUUUCUGUGAUUCAUAUUUACAGAGGGGGUUUGAUGAAGAAUAUUCCUACCCUGAACUAGUGAAAGUGGUUUGGCACAAAGGCAUUACCUACAGACUUACCCAUAAAAAGAUGAACUCAAUAGAGAUUUACCCGGGAGAUGGAUCUAUUUUCAAAUCAGAAGGAGCUUAUUCUGGGAGAUAUUUUACAUAUUAUCCCAUUCAAAAAGGAUCAGAAGAGAGAGUAGAGAAGACUUAUUCAGUCAGUAACCUUCCUCCAGAGAGACCAGGAGGCCCAUUCUCUGUGAGUUCUAUACUUAAACAGGCAACAAGAAUUCUUCAACAUUGUGCAAACAUAAGACUUUCUUUAAGCCAUAACUAUCAUAUAUGCUGCUGGAAAAUGGUACCUGGGAUAAAUGACAGCAAUAUACUACCUUGUCUUUUGAAAGACUCAUUCAUACCCAGCACAGGAAGAUUUCUGGCAUAUUCCGAUGAUAAAGUGCAUGCCAUGUUUUUUGAUGGCAUUACUCUAACCUUAAAUUGGAAUUUCAGCUUUUUCUCUGAUGAGAGACAGGUAAAUCAAAGUGUCAACUUAGCUUGGUGUAAGUUAACUUUUCCCGAUGGACAAGAUAAGCUAAUUCAAAUUGAGCAUCCUGGACCAUAUGAAAGAUAUGUGACAACGGUGAUAUCAUGGUGCAGAACAAUGACUCACGUUAAUCAGAGAGAGAUGCCCAUACGACCCUCAAGUUCUGUUCUAGAAGAAAAUUGGUCUAUUGCUUCUGAACUUGAAAAAAUACAGAAGUUUAACUCAUUACUGGAGAACAGUGGUCUCCUAAAUCCGAUUUCUAAGAAGAAAACCCAGCAGUCUUCCGAUUAUUUCAGACCAAACUCUUCUGAAAAUUUAUUGGUAGAAGAAAUUAAUGAACACAAAGUAUUAGUAGCAUUGAAAAAGACCUCUGAAAUUCUUCAGGAUAUUGACUGUCUUUUGUCAAAGUCUAAAAAAUGAAAACAUUUAAAUAUUUUAACAUGUUAUUAAACCUUAAAGAUGUUAGGGGGCAGGGGGAAGAUGUUGUUUCAAAUGAUUGAUAAAAGACAUUCUAUUAAGCCAAGAAAUGGUGUAUGGUAUUUCUGUAUGAUGGUUGUGUAUGAACUGGCAUUUAACUUUGGGUAUCUGUUACCCCAUUUGUAAAUUUAAAAAUAUGUCUUUAUAAUUAAUUAAUAAAGAACU